Molecule: messenger RNA, 592 nt
Organism: Drosophila takahashii
Lineage: Eukaryota; Metazoa; Arthropoda; Insecta; Diptera; Drosophilidae
Source: RefSeq, a predicted model, not a curated record
AUGCUCAAUGAGCUUUCUAAUACCAAGCUAAAGCUGCUCUUCAUCAAUGUAUUUGGCAUAUUGCACAGUGCCACUUAUUUAAACGUAUAUCGCUUAUAUGCAGACUUGAAAAAUGUUAAAAUGGGCGUAGAUGGCUCUGGUGAGGAGGUCUGGAUCAGGGAGAUCUUCACUUUCCUCAUCAGCGGUCUUAUAGUGGUCCGCUUUUGCCUAUGUUUCGUGGGCUUGGCCUCGAACAUUGUGGCCAUAUACCCCAUUUUAACCAAUUCCCAAGCUGAGUUGCUCAUGCCCACCAUCAUUGUGCAGGCCAUUGAUAAUGUCAUCCUAAAUCUCUACGAGAUUAUUUUGGGCUACGGCAGCUUGUGCUAUCUGUAUCCUGAAAGUACGGCUGUCUUUGUAUUUUUCCUUUUCAAGAUGGGGGUGAAGAUCGCCUGCAGUAUCUCAGUUCUGAAUAUUUAUUCUGAUCACCACAAUCACUUGGCAAGUUUAGUUUCCUUCAAAGAGGAAUCAAACAGCUUGGGACCAGACAGUGUGGAUGAAGUGGAAUUGGUCAAUCAAAAUUUUGAUGCCAACUAGCUUUGAUUUAUAACAUUAA